AACUUCUUCAGUGAACAAUCACUUUGUUUGUAGCCAUUCAUGCUACUUGAUGUCGUAGUCUGAGGCAGGGAGUUAAACGGUGCCCAGAGUGACUGACAGGUUUUCCUAGUCAGAGACAGUCGCGAUGGAGGACGAGGAGUGUUGGCUGCAGUUGGAGGACUACAGACUGCUGCUGCUGAAGACCAUCGAGCCGUCUCGCAUCACGCCUUACCUGCGGCAGUGCAAGGUGCUGAGCGGCGAGGACGAGGAGCAGAUCUUCAACGACCCCAGUCUUGUGCUCCGAAGGCGCAGAGUGGGUGUCCUGCUGGACAUUUUGCAAAGGACAGGGGUCAAGGGUCAUGUGGCUUUCCUGGAGAGUUUGGAGCUGGACUAUCCUCAACUGUACCGCAAGAUCACUGGCAAGGAGCCAGCCCGAGCCUUCUCCAUGCUAGUUGACACAGUGGGGGAGUCAGGGCUGACCCAGUUCCUGAUGUCGGAGGUGACCCGGCUGCAGAAGGGUCUGGCGGAGGAGCGCAGACGCAGGCAGGCGGCGUCUGCCGCCGCGGUGGGCCUGCAGGACGCAGACAGGCAGCAGCAGCUCAAGGAGAGAGAACUACAGACCCAGCAAGAGAGGCUGCAGCGCCUCAGGGCUGAGCGGGAUCGAUACCUGGAGGAGCUCCGUCACCUGAAGGACGACAACUACGGCCUGAUGCUCCAGGUCACCAAGCUGAGCGAGGAGAAGAACUGUGCUCUCAUGGCCAGCCGAGACCUGCAGCUGGAGAUUGAGAAGCUGAAACACAACCUGAUGAAGGCAGAAAGCGAUUUCCAGAUCCAGCACCGGCGAUCCAAGUCCCUGAGGAACAUUGUGGAGAGAUGGCCUGGCCAGGACACCAUGACACAGCUUCAGAACCAGAACCAUCUUCUCUCAGCUCGGUUGCAGGAGAUAGAGACCAAGGUACGCCAGAACCAUCUUCCCUCAGCUCGGCUGCAGGAGAUAGACACCAAGCAGGGGAACGCGUCAGGCGUUGUGUCUGCCCAACUCCCAGACAAACAGGGGAGAGACAGUGUUGUUGCUGACCAGAAGGCUGGGGACCAGGUCCAGAGGCCUGUGGAGGUCCAGAGUUGUUCCUGGGAGCUCCAGGGAAGGAGGAGGAGUCUGGGAGACCAGGAGAGAGCAGAAAGGGCGGAUGACCAGAACCCUGGGGUUGUUCGAGCUGGAGUUCCGGGGGAGCAGAGACAGAUGUCUGGGGGUGUGGAAGAUAGUGAGCCACUGGUGAACGGAGAGCAGAUAAGCAGCAUCUACAGCCUGAAGAGGGAGUUGCACAUCUCUCAGGAACAGAGGGACAGGUACUGGGAGGAGAAGGAGGUGUUGGAGCUGAAAUGCACAACGUUAAAGAAAGACACCAAGAUGUACCGCCAGAGGAUGGAGGACAUCUUGAAACAGCUGGAGGAAGUGAUGAAGGAGAGAAACAAGGCCCUGGCUUCCAGAGAGGAGAGUCACCAGGAGAACUGUCGGAGUCUUCUGGAAAAGGACCAGUACCGGAGGCAGAUCCGUGAGCUGGGGGAACGCUGCGAUGACCUGCAGGCCAAACUGUUCCGCAAGGAGGGGGAGGUUCUGGCCCUCAAGACACGCCUCCGCAAGCACUGCACCAAUCACGACGGAAGCCAGACCACCAGUGAGGAGGACUGCAAGCAGAAGUUAAUAAAAGAAAGAAAAGCCAGCAGCGAAGAAAUGUCUAGUGGAACCUUUGGAGAGAACUAUGAGAACAUGACCCUGCUGGACCAGCAGAGACCUGCACAUGGAGACAGGGAGCAAAACCACUCUGCAGAAGGCCCUCCCUAUUCAGUGGUCACCCUACCACGAAUGAGGUGUAACUUUGACCAUAGGAGGAAACUUGCCCUAAGGUCAAAGGUCCACAGCCGAGUGCAUCCACCCCAUGACGACAGCAGUGGAAGUGACAACACGGACUCAGAUGGUAUCUGAUGGCGUCAUGGCUUAGACUCGACGCGUCUCUUUGGCUUUGUUGUGAAGUGGACCCUCUGCCAUAAUCGAUGUGCUGUAUCUUUUUUAUGACCCUGUAUGUUAAUGAAUAAAAACAUUUUAAAAAUGUA
This is a messenger RNA of Hypomesus transpacificus, 2091 nucleotides long. RefSeq names its product caspase recruitment domain family, member 9 (gene card9). Lineage: Eukaryota; Metazoa; Chordata; Actinopteri; Osmeriformes; Osmeridae. Gene Ontology annotation, biological process: positive regulation of canonical NF-kappaB signal transduction; regulation of apoptotic process. The record is from RefSeq and is a predicted model, not a curated record. The transcript is spliced from 13 exons. The coding region runs from base 125 to 1963 and encodes 612 amino acids.